Messenger RNA from Cynoglossus semilaevis (tongue sole), 3306 nucleotides. RefSeq names its product TLC domain containing 3Bb (gene tlcd3bb). The record is from RefSeq and is a predicted model, not a curated record. The transcript has 7 exons. Gene Ontology annotation, molecular function: sphingosine N-acyltransferase activity. Gene Ontology annotation, cellular component: endoplasmic reticulum; membrane. Gene Ontology annotation, biological process: lipid homeostasis; ceramide biosynthetic process. Bases 574 to 1470 code for a protein of 298 amino acids. Lineage: Eukaryota; Metazoa; Chordata; Actinopteri; Pleuronectiformes; Cynoglossidae.
AAAUCGAAUUUGAGGACAAAAAACAGAACAUCUGUAUUCACGCCAGCAUCUGCAGUCUGAACUUGUGUCGGCAGCCCGAGGCAGGUCCUUGCUGCUGCACCAGCGUCGACCUCACAGCCUCUGCUCUACUGGAGAUGCACUACAGAGAGGCUGUGAUGACGGAGCGGCAGAGCGGCUACGCUAACGUCGCUUGACACCCGGAACCACGCCGUUACUGCUCUGCCGCCUCUUUGCCGCGUUGAAAAGCAUUUCUUUGCGUAUGCUGCUUACAUCCAGGGGUGGUCUCCGAUGCUCCCAGUAGGCUCCUUUCGCACACAUUUUGAUCCAACUUGGUGCAAGCUAGCGUCGGCCCGCUGCAGCUACGCUUCAGACCUUCAAGUGUUCUCAUAAACAUGCGGAUCAUCGAGGCGGAGAGCCCGGGGACGCCUCAGACAUUAAACGCUUCCUGCUGGACCAGAGUUUCGACCGGCCGCUGACCCACUCACCGCAGACUCUGUAGACGAGAGAGUGGCAGGACUCUGAGACUGGAUUGCCUGCUGGACUUUGUACCCCUCAGACAAACCUUCAGGGACCAUGUUGACCAUUCUCGCUGCUGGGUCUGUGUUCUUUCCAGGCCUCUUCUUACUUUCCAAACAAUGCCUCAAGUCCAUCCCAGCACUGAGAUGGAGCGAAGGAGAUGCAGUCAUUGUGUCUGCCAGGUUGGUGUCGUCAGUCCAGGCUGUCAUGGCUUCUUCCGCUGGCUACAUCAUUGCUUCCUCUUGCGAGGAUAUCAUUGAGGACCAACAUUGGCUGACCAGCACUUACAUCAUGUUCGCUGUUCCCUACUUUGUGUAUGACAUCUACGCCAUGUUCAUGUGCUACUGGUACAAGCUGAGGGUCAAAGGGCACGAAGAGGCGUCUGCAGCCCCCCAACAUAUGAGCUCUGCUCUGACCAGCUACUUGCGUCGCGAGUUCCUCAUGGUGCUACACCAUGUUGUCAUGGUCACUGUCUGCUUCCCAGUCUCUGUGUUUUGGCGUCAAGGAAAGGGAGAUUAUUUCCAGGGUAUAAUGUUCAUGGCUGAGCUCAGCACUCCCUCUGUCUGCUUAGGAAAAAUACUAAUCCAGUACAAACAGCAACAUACUCUCCUGCACAAAGUGAACGGAGCUCUAAUGCUGAUCACUUUUUUCAUCUGUCGAGUCCUCCUCUUCCCUUACCUCUACUACGCCUAUGGAAGGUACGCCUCUAUCCCCUUUCACAUGGUCCCGUUCUCGGUGCCGUGGCACUGUAACCUCGGCGCCGCUCUGCUCAUGGCUCCCCAGCUCUACUGGUUCUCCCUGAUUUGCCGGGGCGCUCUGCGACUGUUUACGGGCACCUCGCGCUCUCGGAGGCCGCGCUCUUCGACCGCCGCACCGAAGGAGAGCCAGAUGGGCGGCGGUGGCGCCAACGGCUACAGCACUCGCUCAACGGAGCACGAGCUGGCCACUCACUGAGAGGAGUGGACGGGGAGGGCAGGGAGGGAACGAGGGAAGGCAAAUGUACUUGUGAGUUUGUAAAAACGAAGAAAGCUGCUGGUGGGUGAAAGUCAGACCUGAAACAUGUAGCAGUGUGACGAAAGCUACAGAGAAUGGCCUCAGGAGGGCUGAAGACUUAGGGGGGCCAGUUGUCACAUCCAAGCCUGGGCCACAUUGGAGCGAGUUUAGCGUUUUCAAUCCUCACCCGUGCGCGUUCUUUUGGCACUUCUUAAACAGUACGUUCUGUUUACUGCUUUACCCUUCUUCUUUUUUUUUUUUAAACUAUUAUUUAAUUAUUAUAUUUUUUAAACUCCUGUUCUCAAAAACAACACAUCUUGUGCACUAGAAAAGAAAAUGAUUUUUUUUUUCUAUUUUUUUUUUCCCCCACUGUGAAACAGUUGCAGGACUGGCAGUAGUAGAAAGGAGUAGUUUUGACUUUUCGAUAAAAAAAAAAAUUUGCCCCGGGGUUACUCGAAUGUGAAACUCCAGUGGGUACAUGAAAUUUUAAAUAAGUAAUUUUAGAAAAAAAAUAGCAGUUGAAUAAAUGUUUUAAAUACCUCAAAGGAAGGUGAAAGAAUAUUUAAGUACAUUUUAAAAGAUAGAUGGGCCAUACAGUACAUUAGUGGACACUACUGUUGCCUUACAACAAGAGACUCUAUUGGCGGCGUGUUCAUUCCUUGUGUGCCUGGGGGUUUUCUCCGGGUACUUUUGCUUCAGCCCACAGUCCAAAAACAGCGCAGCGUUUUUACGAUGAGAUAUUUAACAGGAACCGCGUCGCCGAAAAAAGCCUUGAAAACCACUGUUUUUGAUGAGGUUUAUAUUUGAGUUGGUUGUUGGUUGUCGAUUUUUAAAUGACGCACGGCGCACUUCUCACAACCUCCACUGUGGCCCAGACUCCACAGCUCGACGACGCGGCUACUGGCCAACGAGUACGUCGGCUUCUCGGCCGGUCGGAAACAAACGAAUGGGUUUUUGCACACUCGGUAAUCAAAGACAUCAGCGGGCACUGUGACGGACGGGAACACGCACUGAGCUGAGAGGAACUCGCCCUGGAUGUAUAGAAGCAUAGGUGGCUCUUUUUUUUUUUUUUUUUUUUUCGUUGACUAGAUCAAACUAUGUCCUCUCUGAAACUAGGAAUGUAUUAUAUUGUAUGUUAGUAACUCGCUGUAGAUAGAAGGCCCCUCAUUAUGUUGAGUAAUGAAAAAGACCUUCGAGGAGAGAAAAAAAAAAACAAACCAACCAACCCCAGGCUAAGCAGUAUUUUGACUUGUUAGUGUUUAUGAUCUGUAUCCUCUAUGUAGUCACUGUCACUCUUACAAAAUGUAACCAACCUGCAGACUGACUCAUCUUUAGAAGGGAGGUAUUGACGCAAGACUGUAUUUCCUGCCUUAUCCAUUUCCAUUUGAUUGUCCUUUUGCGUUUUUCAUUUUGAGCGAGGUUUCCCCCUCUGGCAGAGCCGUGCGAUUGGCCCCUUGUUAUGACAGUAUUACGUCAGUGUUCGUUUUUUUUUCUUCUGUUUGUGUUUUAUUUCUGAUAUCUGUGAACAGUAUUGUUUUAGAAUUCACACAAAUCAGUUUCAGUUCUCACGUAGGCAGAUGACCCCUGUUUAUUGAUUGGUUGAUUCAUGAAUAUUUUUGUCUCGUCCUUCACUUGUUUCCCUUAGACAAAAAAAUGACAAAAGACUGGCCUAAAGAAAUAGCCAACAUCAGUCUUUUAUCUCUGAAAAUAUGGCAUUGUUUUGGCAUCGCUUCGAUCAAAUCGAAUCACAGAGCAACACAUUUGAACUUAAUAGAAACGGCAGCAAAAAAAAGAAAG